This is a messenger RNA of Gloeophyllum trabeum ATCC 11539, 1192 nucleotides long. RefSeq lists its product as uncharacterized. The coding region runs from base 84 to 953 and encodes 289 amino acids. The record is from RefSeq and is a predicted model, not a curated record. Gene Ontology annotation, cellular component: plasma membrane. The transcript has 3 exons. Lineage: Eukaryota; Fungi; Basidiomycota; Agaricomycetes; Gloeophyllales; Gloeophyllaceae.
CCCCACAGUACGCAUACACUCCCUGCUCGUCCGCUAGAUUUCAUUUCAUCCCGGUCUUUUAUCCAUAGACGCCCUCCUCUGCUAUGGCCAUCUUCUCCCAUCGCCGUCACCACUGGGCGUACGUCUGGAUACCCGCGUUCGGCGCGUUCAUAUGGUGCGGGACGCUGCUUGCGAUGAUUGUUACCUGGGCAGCGCAGGGCAAGCCGCAUUAUGUGUCCGAAGACGGGUCGAUACCCUACAUUUCAGAUAUUGGAGCGGAUAUCUUGAAGCCGCUGUUCGUCGUGGGGUGCUGUAUCACGGCGGUGUCGUUUUUCUUGAGUCUCGUGUGCGAGCGGUGGCUGAGGCACUCGGGGAGGCUUAUCGCUGAUAUGCGGAGGAGAGAGAAAGUCUUCUCAAUACUCGCAAUUCUCGGCUCAUUUAUCGGCGGAUGCGGACUUAUUCUCCUUUCGAUCUUCGACACAAAGCGCUUCACAUCCCUACACCGAGUAUUCCUACUCGUGUUCAUCGUCGGCGUGGGUCUAAGCGCCAUUUUCACCAUCAUCGAGUUUCGCUGGAUCUCCAAAGACUUCACCGAAAUCCGCCGACUCAAAAUCGCCUACCUCGCAAAAGCGCUCAUCGCAGGCCUGCUCAUCCUCCUCGCGAUCGCCUUCGCCAUCGCGCUCUACCAGUCCACCAACGUCGGCGCCGUCCUCGAGUGGACAAUCGCCUUCGGGUACACGUUCUACCUCCUCACGUUCGUGUACGACUUGUACAUGAGCAAGGGCAUGCACAAGGGCGAGCUCAGCCGCGACCGCCUGAUGCGCGAGAACGGCUUGGCUGGCCAGGGGGCGACGAUUUGGGGUCGGGGGAGUGUUAGCACUGCAGGCGGGACGGCGAGGAAUAGCCAGGAUACGUAUGGCAUGCCGACGUAUGGCCAGGGGACGUACGGCCGCGGCAAUGGUCAUAUCGCUUAAAGGUGAUUUUGCGCCCUUGUCUCUCGGACACGAGCAAAACGAAUGUUGGGAGGGAAAGCUUAUCCCCAUACUCUUGGACUGUGACAGCGGAAUGAAUGGUCAUUCAAUGUAGACCAUGGAUGGAUUCACGAAGUGUUACGAUAAUCUUGUAUCCAUAUACCUGUAGAAGCUUUCGUAAUGUUCCGUUGUAUCGUUAUGAGCUCACGCUCUGUAAUUCCAUUAAAUUAUGCCAUUUCAGC